Pelobates fuscus (common spadefoot toad) is the source of this 2011-nucleotide messenger RNA. Its product is annotated as core histone macro-H2A.2. Gene Ontology annotation, molecular function: DNA binding; protein heterodimerization activity; structural constituent of chromatin. NCBI's taxonomy places the organism in Eukaryota, Metazoa, Chordata, Amphibia, Anura, Pelobatidae. The coding region runs from base 413 to 1531 and encodes 372 amino acids. Gene Ontology annotation, biological process: nucleosome assembly; heterochromatin formation. The transcript has 9 exons. The record is from RefSeq and is a predicted model, not a curated record. Gene Ontology annotation, cellular component: nucleosome; chromatin.
CUCUCUCUCUCUCUUUUUUUUUUUUCUUUCUUUUUUUUUUUUCUUCAUCUUCUGCCCUGUGUCCCACCUCCCGGUUUUACUAUCAGCUUUCAGAGCUUCCAUUUACACACUGGCGGGGGGGGAGGGAAGAGAAUACAAAAUAAUAGAAAGGAUAUAAAAGGCAAAACAAUAAGCAACAAUAGCAACAACAAAAAAAGCACAUACAAAAAACCAAACCAAAAAACAACAACAAAAUCUAAACAAAAAAAAAAAAACAACCCAACAAAACAAAAGAAGACUCGGCCUCCUGUAAGUUGCGCCCUGGCAUCUCAUUGAAAGAAGAUACAGGAGGUGAUAGAAAUAGACUAGAAAGGUAAGCCGGGGGCGAAUACUCUUUUUCUUCUGAGCGAAGCAGACACCACACAAAGCAAAAAUGUCUGCUCGAGGAGGGAAGAAGAAAACCACCAAGCUUUCUCGCUCUGCCCGGGCAGGAGUUAUCUUUCCAGUGGGUAGAAUGAUGCGUUACCUGAGAAGAGGGACUCAUAAAUAUAGAAUAGGCAUGGGAGCACCAGUCUACAUGGCCGCUGUCAUAGAGUACCUGGCAGCUGAAAUCUUGGAGCUAGCGGGGAAUGCAGCUAGAGACAACAAAAAAGGCAGAAUCACCCCGAGACAUAUUCUUCUAGCAGUCGCCAAUGAUGAAGAGCUUAACCAGUUACUCAGAGGAGUGACCAUUGCAAGUGGAGGUGUUCUUCCAAGAAUUCACCCUGAGCUUCUAGCUAAAAAACGAGGAUCCCGGGGCAAGGAGACCAUUCUUUCUCAGCCAGUGGAGAAAAGGAAGAAAAAAGGUGGCAAGACACUGGACAAAACUCUGGCCAAAAAAUCUAAAUCUGGGAAAAAUAAAAUUCUUAAAAAGGACAAACAAGUCGAUGGAAAAGAAGGUGCGUCAAGUUCAACAUCGGAUGAUGGACCAGGGGAUGGGUUUACCAUCCUUUCAUCUAAGAGUCUUUUACUUGGACAGAAGCUGUCCUUGACCCAGAGUGAUCUUGCUCACAUAGGAUCAAUGAAAGUUGAAGGCAUUAUACAUCCUACCACUGCUGAAAUUGACCUCAAGGAAGACAUAGGAAAUGCCCUGGAAAAGGCUGGUGGAAAGGAAUUCCUGGAAGCGGUUAAAGAACUGCGCAAGGCUCAUGGACCCUUGGAACUCACUGGAGCUGCCCUUAGCCAGUCAAACGGAAUUGCAGCCAAGUUUGUCAUCCACUGCCACAUCCCUCAGUGGGGAUCAGAGAAAUGUGAGGAGCAGCUGGAGAAGACCAUUAAGAACUGUUUAUCUAUUGCUGAGGACAAGAAGCUAAAGUCUGUGGCAUUUCCAUCCUUCCCCAGUGGCAGAAACGGGUUUCCCAAGCAGACAGCCGCUCAAGUGAUCCUGCGAGCAAUCUCUAGCCACUUCGGUUCCUCCAGCUCUUCAACUGUGAAGAAUAUUUACUUCCUCUUAUUUGACAGCGAAAGCAUCGGCAUCUAUGUGCAAGAAAUGGCAAAGCUAGACACAAAGUAGAAAGGGACGAUUCAAGACAAGCUUCACAGACCAGAACCGUUAAAAACCCGUAACAAGAUGAUUGAAAGACAUAGAUCUGAUAUUUUAUUGUUAAGAAGCUGUGAACCUUGUUUGAAAUUUUGUGCUUUGAGGACAGCUUUUGAGUUUGUUUUUUUUCCAUGGGUGAGGAGGUAUGUUUUGCCUAAAUGAUCCUCAUUGUGAAUUUAUUCUCUUUCUGUAACAAGCCAGCACCCCCUUUGCAUUUUUAUAGAAGCUGAAACAAAGAAAUAUAUUCCUCUGUUGUCACCAUUUCUUUUUUUCUCCAAGGAUGUUAAGGAUGUUGUUCCCGUCAUAUUCUCUUACUUAUUUUGUCUGUCUUAUUAUUUUAGACUUAGUGUUAAAAACAGCUGGAUAAAAAAAACUUGUUUUAGAUUUGUAGUAUUGGAUUUUACAAGAGAAAUAAGACCAUGAAAUUAUUUAAAAAAUUAAGCAAACUUCUUA